This is a messenger RNA of Hyaena hyaena (striped hyena), 993 nucleotides long. Its product is annotated as olfactory receptor 1N2. Gene Ontology annotation, molecular function: olfactory receptor activity; G protein-coupled receptor activity. Bases 34 to 993 code for a protein of 319 amino acids. Gene Ontology annotation, biological process: G protein-coupled receptor signaling pathway. The transcript has a single exon. The record is from RefSeq and is a predicted model, not a curated record. Lineage: Eukaryota; Metazoa; Chordata; Mammalia; Carnivora; Hyaenidae. Gene Ontology annotation, cellular component: membrane.
UUUUAUCUGAACAGAUAACAUGAACUACAAGGGAUGGGAAAACCAAGCAGAGUGAACCAAACUGCUGUUUCAGACUUCCUCCUUCUAGGACUCUCUGAGCAGCCGGAGGAGCAAUCUCUCCUAUUUGGUGUUUUCCUGGGCAUGUACCUAGUCACCAUGACAGGGAACCUUCUCAUCAUCCUGGCCAUCAGUUCUGACCCACACCUUCAUACUCCCAUGUAUUUCUUCCUGGCCAACUUAUCAUUAACUGAUGCCUGUUUCACCUCUGCUUCAAUACCCAAAAUGCUGGCCAACAUUCACACCCAGAGUCGGACCAUCUCCUAUUCUGGUUGCCUUGCACAGCUGUAUUUUCUCCUUGUGUUUGGUGGCCUUGACAACUUCCUUCUGGCUGUGAUGGCAUAUGACCGCUAUGUGGCCAUCUGUCAGCCACUCCAUUACAACACAGCUAUGAGUCCCCAACUUUGUGCAUUAAUGCUGGUUAUGUGCUGGGUGCUAACCAACUGCCCUGCCCUGAUGCACACACUGCUGCUGACGCGUGUGGCCUUCUGUACCCACAAGGCAAUCCCUCACUUCUACUGUGAUCCCAGUGCUCUACUGAAGCUUGCCUGCUCAGAUACCCACAUUAAUGAGCUGAUGAUCAUCACCAUGGGCCUGAUGUUCCUCAUGGCUCCUCUCAUGCUGAUCGUCCUCUCCUAUGUCCGCAUUUCCUGUGCUGUGUUUGGCAUCUCAUCUCCUGGAGGGCGCUGGAAAGCCUUCUCUACCUGUGGUUCUCACCUCACAGUGGUCCUGCUCUUCUAUGGAUCUCUUAUGGGUGUUUAUUUACUUCCUCCAUCAACUCACUCUGCAGAGAGUCAAAGUAGGACUGCUAUUCUCUAUAUGGUGAUUAUCCCCAUGCUAAACCCAUUCAUUUAUAGCUUGAGGAACAGAGACAUGAAGGAGGCCUUGGGUAAACUAUUUGGCAAUGGAAAAAUAUUCCUCUUACCAUUACAGUGA